CCUUCCUCCCGUUUCUUCCCUUGCCUCCCCCUCCCCGUCGCGCUGUUCAACGUUCAAACCCUUGCAGCUCCCUCUCCCUUGGUCGCGCAGUCGCCAUUCACGACCCCGACCCCGACCCCCGUCCCCCUCCCUUAAAUCCCACCUCUCCCCGUCUACGCCUCAUUCGCUCCAGCUCGCAUCCCACAGCCAAGCCAGUUAGCCCGGGAGAUCUCCAAGAAACCAUCUUGGAAUCCGAGAACGCCCAGCAUUCUUGGUCGGCCAAGGAUUCGAAUUCCGACGAACGGCUUCUACGGCCGAAAAAAGUCCGAUAAUUUCCGCGGGGAGCUCAGGAGGUGUCUCGGUCUCGGGAACCGGAGGAGGAGGCCGUGGGGGAUUGACGAGGGGGCAAGAUGGUGAGGCUGCCGUACACAACGGCGCUGACCACGCUGUUCAGCUACGGCCUGCUCUUCGCCUUCGGCCAGCUCAGGGAUUUCUUCCGCAAGUUCGUCGACUGGUUCAAGGCCAAGAACGUCAAGGGGUACGCGCCGAUCUGCCUGGGCCUGGAGGAUUUCUAUGUGCGACGCCUGUACUUGCGGAUCCAGGAUUGCUUUGGUAGGCCGAUCGCAAGUGCGCCAGAUUCAUGGUUUGAUGUUGUUGAGCGGACCUCAAAGGACAAUAACAAGACACUACAGCGUACCUCGAAUACCACCAGAUGCCUCAACUUGGGCUCCUACAACUACCUUGGCUUUGCUGCAGCAGAUGAGUAUUGCACACCACGUGUUAUUGAGUCUCUCAAGAAAUACUCAGCAAGUACCUGCAGUGUUCGUGUCGAUGGCGGUACGACCAAGCUUCACAAUGAGCUGGAGGAGUUGGCUGCGCGUUUUGUUGGAAAGCCUGCUGCUAUCCUAUUUGGCAUGGGUUAUGUUACAAACUCUGCCAUCAUUCCAUGCCUAAUUGGAAAGGGUGGACUGAUAAUUAGUGACUCUCUGAAUCAUAACUCAAUUGUUAAUGGCGCAAGAGGAUCCGGUGCAACUGUUAGGGUUUUCCAGCAUAAUUCCCCUGCUCAUUUGGAAGAGGUCCUGAGAGAGCAGAUAGCUGGUGGUCAACCACGGACACACAGGCCAUGGAAGAAGAUCAUUGUCAUUGUUGAGGGUAUCUAUAGCAUGGAAGGGGAGCUGUGUAAACUCCCUGAGAUUAUAGCUGUCGCCAAGAAAUACAAGGCCUACACAUAUCUGGAUGAGGCCCAUAGCAUUGGUGCUGUUGGGCAGUCUGGCCGCGGUGUUUGUGAGCUCCUUGGGGUUGACCCAGCUGAUGUAGAUAUAAUGAUGGGUACUUUUACCAAGUCUUUUGGAUCAUGUGGUGGAUAUAUUGCCGCAUCAAAGGAGAUAAUUCAGCACCUUAAGCAUAGUUGUCCGGCCCAUCUGUAUGCUACUUCCAUGUCGCCACCAGCAGUCCAACAAGUUAUUUCUGCUAUUAAAGUUAUCCUUGGGGAGGAUGGCUCCAACAGAGGUGCCCAAAAACUUGCUCGCAUCCGCGAGAAUAGUAAUUUCUUUAGGUCAGAGCUCAAGAAGAUGGGUUUUGAGGUUCUUGGUGACAAUGACUCUCCUGUCAUGCCCAUAAUGCUCUACAAUCCGGCUAAGAUUCCUGCAUUCUCUAGGGAGUGCCUUAGACAAAAGGUUGCUGUUGUUACUGUUGCGUUUCCUGCGACACCUCUUCUUCUUGCUAGGGCACGCAUAUGCAUUUCUGCUUCACAUACUAGGGAGGACCUGAUGAAAGCCCUUGAUGUUAUCAGCAGAGUUGGCGACCUUGUGGGCAUCAAAUACUUCCCUGCAGAACCACCAAAGAUUGCUGGAGCUGAUCAUGAUAAGCUGGAGUAGGAAUCAACCCUUAGUUGCCCCAUGAGUGAUUGAAGUUGUUAGAAUCCCUUGGAGUUGUCAACAAAUCAUUAUGGAAAGAAGCACAUAUUGAGCCAUUUCAUUUGGAUCUUGUCAAUACACAAGAGUCCAGGAUCCGUCAUAUUAAGCUGACUACUGUUUGUUGAUUGUACAACUAUUCUUCCAAUUGUGUAUAGCUGGUUGAAAUUCAGUUGUUCUGUUGUUAAUCCAUUCCCAAUAUGUAAUACAAUUAGAGGCAAUAUAAACUUCGAGUAGAACAUUACUGAGUUUCCCUUGCAGAUCACUGACGACUAUUGGUCUCUUGCUUUCAUGUAUUUUUUUACCUUUUGAUAUGGGAUUAGUAGAUGUCUCUACACUUUAUAUGAAGAUACGAAUUAUUUUUUAUUCAGUGAAUGUUAUAUGUGACCA
Messenger RNA from Zea mays, 2282 nucleotides. Its product is annotated as serine palmitoyltransferase 2. Gene Ontology annotation, molecular function: serine C-palmitoyltransferase activity; pyridoxal phosphate binding. Gene Ontology annotation, biological process: sphingosine biosynthetic process; ceramide biosynthetic process. Gene Ontology annotation, cellular component: serine palmitoyltransferase complex. The coding region runs from base 390 to 1856 and encodes 488 amino acids. The record is from RefSeq and is marked validated. The transcript is spliced from 12 exons. Lineage: Eukaryota; Viridiplantae; Streptophyta; Magnoliopsida; Poales; Poaceae.